AUGGAUCUCGAUGGAACUCUUGGCCUUCUUGAGAACCUUUGUCCAUGCUGCUCUGUCAUGUUUGCCGGCUUCUCACCAUCGAGUGCAUCAUCCAAAUCCUACUGUAUCAGUCUGGGGUUCACCCUGCCCCCUGUGUUCGAGGAAGCUCAGCAUCUAGCUGAUAAGCUGAAGAAGAUCACUGUGGCAGACUUAAUGGAGUACGGAAAUACACCACAAAAGGGAUCAGAUGAGACGGAUGAAAAUAUUUCUAAAAGCAGACAUCAACAUCAGGAAGAAGACGACAACAAUGAUGGUGCAGAUGAUGGUGAAGGGGCUGAGGAUUUUGGUCUGGAUGCACAGAAGCGAAAGCUGCAAGCUUUUGAUGAGAUGGACUAUGAAGAUGGAUGUGAAGAUGAGGUGAGAGAUGGGGAUCUGACAGAUAGAGAUGAAGUUGAAAAUAAUGAGGAGAAUGAUGUUGAAAAUGGUCAGUAUGAUGCACUUGGGGUCGUAGAUGCUAUCGAUGAAAAGUCUGAAAGUCCUUUAGAAGAAGCUGGGGACCUGCCUAAGCCCAAGUCAAAGGAGAUGAACAAAUCAGGAGCCACAAUUAAAAAGAAGGUCAGAGCACAGUUAGUAAGAAAACAGACUGACAGGUCAAUAUUUGUGUCAGCAAACGGGUUCCACUUUGAGGUCCAUUUUAAAUUUACGGAUGAACCUCGUAUUUUGCUGGCUCAGAUUGCUCAGCAGACAGCCCAGAAGGUUUGUAUGCAAAGAUCUGGCAAUGUUGCUGACUGCAAACAAAUUACUUGUGACAAAAAUCAAGUCCUCUUAUAUGGAAAGGAUCCUGAGAAUAAACAAAGCUAUUCAUCCAAGUAAAAAAAAAGGAGACGGCAGCUCUUCAGACCACUGGAGUGGAUUUCCGUACAUUUUGGAAAUUGCAAGAUGUUCUUGAUGUCAGGUAUUUAUAUUCCAAUAACAUACAUGCUAUGCUGAACACUUACGGAGUAGAAGCCGCCAGGGAAACCAUCAUCAGAGAAAUUGUGAAUGUUUUCAAGUCUUACGGGAUAUCCGUCAACAUUAGGCACCUUACGCUCAUAGCUGAGUCUACAUGACUCAUACGGGUGGUUAUCGUCCAAUGAAUAGAUUUGGAGGCAUCGCUUGGGACGGCUUCUAAGUUCAUUGUGGAAGCAGCAUACCAUGGACAGACGGAUGACUUGGAAACCCCGUCCGCUAGGAUCUGUCUUGGAUUGCCAGUCAAGGUGGGUACUGGAUGUUUUGAUUUGGUGCAGAAGAUAGAGGUUUAGCGUAGCUCUUUUGUUAUUUGACGUCUUUCUCCCGAACGUACUUUCCCAUUUUUGGUGUAGUGGAAACAACAAUCUUGGUUUUGUAGGUUUACUUUGGUUUCGAUUUCGUCCGUAUGGUUUCAAUUGUCGAAAUAAUUGAAAUCAAAUUGACGACAUAUCGGUCAUAACAAUGACACAAUGAUGAUAUAACGAGGAUGUGCUGAAAAUGAAUCAGUUCAGCUACCAAAUGUUAAUAAUGGAUCAAAGCUUUCAUCA
Messenger RNA from Pyrus x bretschneideri (Chinese white pear), 1535 nucleotides. RefSeq names its product DNA-directed RNA polymerase I subunit 1-like. The transcript has 5 exons. The record is from RefSeq and is a predicted model, not a curated record. Lineage: Eukaryota; Viridiplantae; Streptophyta; Magnoliopsida; Rosales; Rosaceae. Bases 1 to 852 code for a protein of 283 amino acids.